Sinocyclocheilus rhinocerous is the source of this 699-nucleotide messenger RNA. RefSeq names its product synaptopodin 2-like protein. The annotation marks the transcript as partial. The record is from RefSeq and is a predicted model, not a curated record. Lineage: Eukaryota; Metazoa; Chordata; Actinopteri; Cypriniformes; Cyprinidae. The transcript is spliced from 2 exons. Gene Ontology annotation, molecular function: actin binding. Gene Ontology annotation, biological process: positive regulation of actin filament bundle assembly. Gene Ontology annotation, cellular component: Z disc; nucleus; actin cytoskeleton.
GUUGUCUCCCCCUGCUGUUGAAGGUGAGGAAGCGCAGUAAGGCCUGCCGGGCUGGGCUCAGAGAGACUGAUGAGCUGGUGUCAAUCAAUGAUGUAUCCUGUGGAACACUGUCUCAUGCUGAGGCUAUGAAUCUGAUUGAUAGCGGCAGAGGAACCCUCCAUCUGCGAAUUAAAAGGGCCCCAGCUGCAUAUCAGUCAGUGGUGCUUCUGGGUCGGGCCCCCUUCCCCCGUAUUGAUAAGGAGUACCAGGCAGCCUUGAGAGCCCUGUCGCCUCCACUUACCUCUAAACGGUCCGGUGUCAACAGAGCAUCGCUCAUGUCCCCCACCGGUGGCCUCGAGUGGCUUACAUCCCCUCCAGACAGUGAAGCUUACUACGGUGAGACAGACAGUGACGCAGAUGUGGCGGCACAAGAGAAGCAGCGUAGACAGAGACGACGAAGCCCCAGUAGCUCUCCUGCCAAGAGCCCUGGCCAAGCCUCACCCCAGGAGGAGGAGACUUCGGAAAUGAGUGGCUAUGAGAGCGCCCAGGACGUCUGUAUGUACCCUCAAACACAGAGCUGGCCUGUAUCUGAUCUAGAGGGAAUGGGGACUCAGCAACAGCCUGAAAUGCCCGGGGUGGCCCGCAGAGAGGUAGUCUACCAAUCCCCACAGGAUGAAUGGUCACACCAGGCUGAAAAUUCCUCUGAGAAUUCUGACCAAA